AUGGAGGAGGCGAACGAGCGAGAGGAGAAUGAGUUCACCACCGGUCCACUGAGCGUGUUGACCGCGAGCGUGAAGGCGAACACGCAGGUGCUGAUAAACUGUAGGAACAAUCGUAAGCUCCUCGCCAGGGUGAAGGCGUUCGACCGACACUGUAACAUGGUUUUGGAAAACGUCAAGGAGAUCUGGACCGAGGUUCCGAAGACUGGCAAGGGGAGCGCGAAGGCGAAACCGGUGAAUAAGGAUCGGUUCGUGAGCAAGAUGUUCCUGCGGGGGGACUCCGUGAUCCUGGUUUUGAGAAAUCCCAAGUAG
Molecule: messenger RNA, 309 nt
Organism: Ostreococcus tauri
Lineage: Eukaryota; Viridiplantae; Chlorophyta; Mamiellophyceae; Mamiellales; Bathycoccaceae
Product: Ribonucleoprotein LSM domain,eukaryotic/archaea-type
Exons: 1
Coding region: 1-309 (102 amino acids)
Biological process (GO): spliceosomal snRNP assembly; RNA splicing
Cellular component (GO): U5 snRNP; U4/U6 x U5 tri-snRNP complex; catalytic step 2 spliceosome
Molecular function (GO): RNA binding
Source: RefSeq, a predicted model, not a curated record